AUGGGGUUGUCGAUGUUUCUGCUGUACGCGAUGACGGUGCUCGGCGUGGCGGCGAGCGGCGACAAGUGCGCCGACGAGUGCUCGUGCAAGUGGAAGGGCGGCAAGCAAACGGUGGAAUGCAUAAAUCGCUCCCUGACCAGCAUACCGGAAUGGAUCGAUCCGGCGACCCAGGUGCUGGACACGAGCCGCAACAACAUCCGUCACCUGCCUAGCAAGAUCUUCGUACGCGUGCGGCUGACGAAUCUGCAGCGUCUCUAUCUGCGUGAGUGCCGUAUCGACCAGAUCGACAGCGAGGCACUGGCCGGUCUGACGAAUCUUGUGGAGCUCGAUCUCAGCGGCAAUUUGCUGACCACGGUCCCGAGCUCGAGCUUCACCAACACGCCGUUUCUGCGCGAGCUUCUGCUGAAUCACAAUCCACUCGAGCGGAUACGCUCGCACGCGUUCGAGAGCACGCCGAAUCUCGUUAAGCUCGAUCUGUCGCACACGCAGCUGGUGGAGAUCGAGUCCAAGGGUUUUCGCGGUCUCGAGCUCCUCGAGAGCCUGAAGCUCAACAACAAUAAGCUGACGAUACUCCAUCCGGGCACCUUCGAGCCUCUGAACAAGCUCACCAGCAUCGACCUGCACGAGAACCCGUGGAUCUGCGACUGUCACCUGCGCGAGAUGAAGAUGUGGCUGGUGAAGCAUAACCUGCCGACCCUCGUGGCGCCCGUGUGCCACGGCCCCGAGCAGCUGCUCAAUCGUGCCUUCACCGACCUCGGCAUCGACGACUUCGCCUGCCGACCGGUACUGCUGAUCCCCAAUCGCUACGCCGAGGCGACCAUCGGCGAGAACGCGAGCAUUGUGUGUCGUGUGAGCGCGAUACCGCCUGCGAAUGUCAAGUGGUACUGGAACGGUCGGUUGUUGACAAAUCACUCCUCUUUCAGCAGCUAUCAGAAAAUCAUAAUCUUCGAAGAGGGUCAGUUUCGCAAAAGAAGUACCUUGAUCCUCACCAACGCCCAGGAAGCGGACUCGAGUGAAUUUUACUGCGUCGCGGAGAAUCGCGCAGGCAGUGUCGAAGCUAACUUUACCCUGCAUGUGUCCCUGAGAACCGCUGGCAUGUCGACUCUUGGAUCGGGUCAGAUCGCUGGCAUCUCGGCCGCGCUGGUGAUCAUCCUCUUCAUUUUGCUCAUCAUUCUGGUUCUGUUUAUUCGUCUGCGAAGGAUACCGCUUAAGGACGUCAAGUCGUCGACGCCGAUGGAGCCGACGAAACACGAGGAGAUCGAAACGACGUCGUUCGCGCUCGAGUCGAAACCGCCCGCCUCGCUGCAUCUGAGCUACGUGCAGAGACCGCAGGCGGCCUUGUUGCAGGAGACCGAGUACAGCACCAUCAGCCGUUUCGACGAUCAGAAUCAGCCCGUGGUGGCGGCGAUGCCGAGCGCCGGCUGUUUCUCGUCUACGACGUCCCUGAUGCCGAUCGAGAACCCGGAUCUCAUCAGGGACACUCGUCGCGGUUCCGCCGAGGACAUCACGCCUUACGGCGUCGCCGAUUACGGCCGCGUCGAAACGAUGGACGACGCCAGCAAGAUGCUGUACACCAGUUGUUUGUGGGAGAACACCCGGGAGGCGGCCACCACGUGCGGAAGGACGACGACGUCCGCCGUUACGGUGAGCGCGUAUCCUUCGAAAGAGCAGCUCGCCGUGGUGGCGCCGGUCGUCGAGCAGUUCCCGCCUGGCGCGAAGCAGAUGCGAGUCUGGCAGAGAUCCGGCGUCCCGGUGCUGCCGCCGGUUUCGGCGCUGAAACGUGUCCUGGGUUCCACGCGCAGCUCGCCCGACGAGGGCUAUCAGGAGGGCACCGGUACCGACGUCUAGGUACCGCUGCUUCAUUACUGCGACGCCCGGCACCGUUACCUGGAGCUGCGUAGGAGGCAUCAGGAGGACGACACCGACUGCUAAAAGGAAAGAAAUUAGAAGAGUCGUCCUCGCAAGUGCCGGACGGGCGGUAGUGAAACGAGUAAGGAUCAAGGCGAUAUUUCGCCUUGACGUGGUUGACGGACGGACCUCACUUUUGUGUAUGAGUGAGACGCACGUCGGGUGUGACAAUGACCGAUGACAACGCGCCAUUAUCGGUGUGCGAGAAGAGGGACACAGACAUUAUCUGGAUAGCCGAUGGACGAGAGAGCGUAUGCCGGGGAGGCUCACGAUCGUGUUCCGCGUUAUAUACAGUGAUCGAAGGUACGGUAUUAUCUGACGGUAUUAUCCGGUAUCAUCUCUAACUAGAUACCGUCCAGGUAUCAGCAACCACGCGCGGUUACUACCCUGCUAUCAGGAAGGUAUGGUGCGAUUACACGGUGCCAUAGACGAGAGGGAGGUGGAGAAGCAACAUACACCCGCUAAAGAUUGCCAUGUAACUGUAUGAAGUACACCGCGAAUCGAAUCGGCUAGGCGUGUAUAUGGCAUUAGUCGAAAGGGUCGAUGAACGGGGAGCGUAGAUUGUUAUUAUUACAAUACAAGUGCGUCAAGUUGACUUCUGUUUUCUGAUAAGAGGCUGAUUUAUCGUCGUGUCGAUGUAUCACGUUACGAUUCGUUUUCGAAUGAAAGUCGUGAUCGCGCAUACACACGGCCUGACUUUCUUUGUGUGUGUGUGUGUGUGCGUGCGUGCGUGUAUGUGUGUGUGCGCGCGCGCGCGCGUGUGUAUGUGUUUAGGGUCAUCGCGUGCGAUUAACACGACCUUCGAGCCGCGCGCGUAGGCGACACGGCGAAAACAACAACCGA
Molecule: messenger RNA, 2751 nt
Organism: Pseudomyrmex gracilis
Lineage: Eukaryota; Metazoa; Arthropoda; Insecta; Hymenoptera; Formicidae
Product: leucine-rich repeat-containing protein 4B-like
Exons: 2
Coding region: 1-1848 (615 amino acids)
Molecular function (GO): protein binding
Source: RefSeq, a predicted model, not a curated record